AUGCGUAUAACAAGUCUUGAGGAAGGAUCUUGUUCAGGAGUAUUAAAGGAACAAAGAAAAAUAUAUAACCCAUUUAAUAGCAUUCAUGCGACAGCCCUUUGCACGUUUGCCGAGACGGUUGAAGGACUUGCUAUGCUUACUAAAUUAACAAAAAAUCAUAGGGCUAUUGUUACAAGAAUUAAUAUAGAGUAUCAUAAAAAAGCAAGAGGAAUAAUCACAGGUACUAGUACUUUUAAUCCUGAAGAAUUGAUUGGAACUCAAGAAUGCGAAACUAUUCUCAAAGAUCAAUCAUUGGAUAUUGUCGCAAAAGCGACCAUAUUUUGGAAUAUUC
Molecule: messenger RNA, 331 nt
Organism: Racocetra persica
Lineage: Eukaryota; Fungi; Glomeromycota; Glomeromycetes; Diversisporales; Gigasporaceae
Source: the annotation of a GenBank genome assembly